GUGACCUUUCCUUACUCCGCGCUGAGGCGUCAGCUGUGUGCGUGCAUCUGUGACUGUGUACGUGUGUGUGUUAUUGAUCUCUAAUCCAUUGAAGUCUUGUGUUUAUCGAUUGGUGCUGGGACUGUAACACGUCGAACAAAAAUGGUCUGAAGAAAGAGAAGGUAGAGAGGGGCAGGGAUGGCGGUGUGUGCUCUUACCGUGCUAGAUAGGCUUGGUGAGGAGGCCACGGCUCUGGGCGGUCUGAUCGUCCUGCUUCUGGCCGUGGUUCUCGCCUGGCUGUCCACCCACGUGGCCGACCGCGGAGAUCACAUUCUGGGAACCAUUCUCACCGUAGGUGCCCAUGCCUCUCUUAUCGGCCUCGGGGGUCACGACAGCUAUACGAGCCCCCCUGCCAGCUCAGAGUCCAGUGAGCAGCAAGACGAGGAGCCCGCGGAGGAGGAGAAACAGGAAGAGGGUGAAGCCAGACAGGAAGGGGGAGAAGACGUGCCUGGGGAAGAGCUGCUGGACAUUCAGGGUGGAAGGAAGAAAGUGAGUUUUGUUCAGAGUGAUGAAAAGGAGGAGAGGAAAGAGGAAGGGAUGGAAGAGGAAGACGAAGACGAGGCCACCAGUAUCACAGUGAGACUGAAGUUCCUAAAUGACACGGAGGAGCUCGCUGUGCUCAGACCUCAUGACACGGUUGGACUACUAAAGAGUAAGUACUUCUCUGGCCGUGAACAGCAGAUAAAGCUCAUCUACCAGGGUCAGCUCCUUCAGGACCCCCAGCGCUCUCUCCUGUCUCUGAACAUCACCCACAACAGCGUGCUCCAUUGUCACGUCUCCCAAGCCCAGACGCUCCACGAGGCCACCCCAGAAGAGAACCCCCGAACCGGGGGGAGCUCUGUGUUUGGCGGGGGCCUGCGAUCGGCCGGAAUGGCUCUCAGCACAGGAAGUCUGGUGGUCCCCGUGUUUGUGGUCCUGCUCGCGGUGGUCUGGUACUUCCGAAUCAAUUAUCGGCAGCUCUUUACCGCGCCAGCCACCAUCUCUCUGGUCGGAGUCACGGUCUUCUUCAGUUUUCUCAUCUUUGGCAUGCACAGUCGAUGAUUAAAGUAUCUGUCAGUCAGAGAAUUAUGAUGCCAAUACAAGAGAAGUAUUGAGGUGCGAGAAACUUCAGAAGAGUGACAAGUUCUCAGGGAGCCUUUGAGGCUUCUGGUGCCAUUCAGAUGAUUGAAGUCGGUUGUGUGUGUGCUUUCAGCUUAAUUCAUGACUGUCCACGAUGUAGCAUUGCUGUAUAAUUUAGCUUCAUGGUAAAAAGCUUAUAUAAUUAUUUAAUCUCAGCUGAAGCUAUAGCUUCUCUGUGUAAAGAGAAAUCAAGAUUGCAUGUUUGACUGGACUUCAUUUAAUGAAAAUGCAGUUUUUAAUCAGUUGUUCUGGUUUGUCUUCACAAGUGAUGACAGCGCUGUCUUACAUAGUUGACAGAUGAUGUACUUGUGUUAGGAGAUGAGUUUUAUUUCUUUGAUUUUUGCAAAUGAAGGAUGUUUGGUAGCUGACAUCUGUAUUUAUUUUUAACAUGUCCAACCUGGCUUGGCACGUCAGCUGCACCUGUUACAGCUCACAUUCUUUCAUUUAGGACAUAGUUUUAUACUGUAUAAAGCUAGAAACACAAGA
This is a messenger RNA of Misgurnus anguillicaudatus (oriental weatherfish), 1644 nucleotides long. It is a transcript of the gene tmub2, whose product is annotated as transmembrane and ubiquitin-like domain containing 2. Gene Ontology annotation, molecular function: protein binding. The record is from RefSeq and is a predicted model, not a curated record. Gene Ontology annotation, biological process: ERAD pathway. Lineage: Eukaryota; Metazoa; Chordata; Actinopteri; Cypriniformes; Cobitidae.